Molecule: messenger RNA, 3272 nt
Organism: Exophiala xenobiotica
Lineage: Eukaryota; Fungi; Ascomycota; Eurotiomycetes; Chaetothyriales; Herpotrichiellaceae
Exons: 3
Coding region: 573-2882 (769 amino acids)
Cellular component (GO): cytoplasm
Molecular function (GO): protein kinase binding
Source: RefSeq, a predicted model, not a curated record
AGCAAAACUCUCCACGCUCCAACCCGCCGCCCGGGCUAAUAGUACUACAUAAUAGGUACCUACUUACACCCUUUGCUGUUGUUGCUACUCCUUCCAACCCUCCAUCUCGCCCUUGCGCUGAUUGCUAUACACACCCUCUUCUCCAAUAUACCCCUCCAGGUGCCUGAGGCUUACCACAGUGCUGACGGUCAGGCUACCGCCUGUUGUUGUCACGCAGCCUCUUUUGCUUACAGUGCAGCUGGAGCCACCUUGGGCCUGAUCAAUUCAUAUACACAGCAUUCUGCUUAAUCUCCCGGGUGGGUUAUUGUCGUACCAGUGGAUCUCGCAAGAAGAACAUCGCCCACGCGCUCUUCACGGCUACAAGCCUCACUCAGCCUGGUGGCCUUUCGCCCCGCCGUGCAGGCAGAUUUUGCACCCUCUCGAUGCCAUCAUGCCCUCUUUACACAGUCUUGGCUUCGGAUCGCGCAACCUGAUCUCUCACACCCCUUACCGAUAAACAUAUCUGUUACAACUUCCGCGAGUUCUGUGACCGGCACGUCUGCGUGGAACGCUGAGGUUCGCCCAAGCAAGAGAUGGAACACCAGCAAACCGAGGAUGGACACCACUUCAUUCGCUCCCUGGCACAGUUCAUCCGCCAACACGAGAAGGCACUUGCAAACAGCUUGCAAAUGUCUGUCCACAGACGGCAGUCCUCCCUGAAUAUCAAAUCCUCUACUGCUUCGAGCGUUACCUCCGGUACCUCCUCCACGAGCACGAAUACCUCCUCGGGCGCGUUGGCUGCCGCGUUUUCCUUUGCUGGGCUGAAUUUCAGGUCUCACGCAGCAAAAGCGGCCUUGUUGACAUUAACACCGCAUCACCUUUUCUAUCUCCUGUCUCAAAUGGAAGAGUUGGACAUACUCGUGGGACCCAUGAAUAUCCGUCUGGAAAACCUGAAUACUGAUCCCUCACCGUCGAACUACGUGUCUUUUCUACAGUCACACAAGCCACCGAAAGGGCGCAGCGACAAAGACUCCAUUCACUCCGUGUCCAGCAUGCGUAGUGUCAUGUCCGGAAUGAGUACAUUUUGGUCGUCACUAGGACUGGGAGGCAGCACGUCCAAAAAUGAGAAAGCGAAGGCACUCAUCCAGGCGGAUUUGACGUACCUGUAUUCCGCGUUCACCAAACUCCCUUCGCUGCGUUUGACCACCGAUCAUCGCGCUAGGCUUAUCAAGGGGUAUGAGGAGUUUCCGUUCGAUACCGCUGUACCUCUCUUUGCAUUCAAGAACCUUCAACAGCUGGAUAUAGUCGAUCUUGACUUCCGCCAGUUUUAUGGCUGGGAUCGGCUGGCUGAGCAGCUGACUCUGUUGACUGUCAAACGGGCCAAUCUUGAUGAUCCCGCAGAGCUCCUGACUAACAUUGUCCUAGACGACGCUGAAAAGCGUCGAAGGCGUUCAACAAAGGGUGGCCGGGGCUCACCAACUCCGACCAAUUCUUGGACAGUCCCCUCUACUCCACGAGUAGGAUAUGCACAGUCACAUUCAGAUCCAGGCUCACCUGCAGAGGACAGCCUUGAACACGAUGAUCAUGCCGAGUUCGUGUCCAAGGACAAGCAAAUGUCGGGAAGUGUCUCCCCGAAACGACCCAGCCCACCACGGCCAGCCAGCUCAUAUAGGCACGUCCGCUCCUAUUCUUCCAAGGUGAAAAGGUCCGGUUCUGGCAGUUCGAACUCGAGCGAGUACUCGGUCCAGCCGCAUCGUAGCGACAGUUCUUCCAGCCUGCUUAGCUUGAACAUCCUUCCUCCAGCGAAAUGGCAGAGACUAAAGUAUUUGUCCUUUGCAGACAAUUCCUUGACCACCAUAUCAGCCAGGAGUCUUGGGCCGGUAGCGGCCACGCUUCGCUCCCUAAACCUCUCGUCAAACCUGUUCACGGAGAUUCCAGACAGUCUCGCUUCGCUGACUAGACUUGUUUCCCUUGAUUUGUCCAACUGUAUGAUCAGAUCUCUUCAAUCACUGGCCAGAUACCCUCUUCCAGCAGUAUUGACAGUCAACUUGAAAGCAAAUCGUCUCCGAUCUCUCGCGGGUAUCGAGAAGCUUCUGUCACUGGAACAACUGAACAUUCAGGAUAAUCAGCUCUCGGAUCCUAUGGAGAUGGCAAGGCUCACAUGCAUCCCUAACCUAAAGCGUAUCUGGGUCAAGCGGAACCCGUUCACCAAAACCCACUCUGAUUACCGGGUACUUAGUUUCAAUCUCUUCAGGAAGACGCCCGGUUACGUGGACGAUAUUGUGAUCGAUGAGACUGGCCCUGGCUAUUCUGAACGCAAGCAACUGGUGGAACGAGUCCCAGAGGUGGAGAGGCAGAUUGCACCGCCGUCAAUACGAAUUGCUGAAUCACCCCUGAUCUUUCAACCUUCUGAGCAGACACAGCUGAGUCCGAGCCAGCAAACGGAAGCCAUAAUUAAUACGACACGCCGCAAAAAGGUGCCUAGGAGGCGCAUUGUUGAUCUGGCAAAGGACGAGAACUUCGCGCGUGUGCCAGAUGAGGACAUUGCUGCUACCAUAAUCGAAGAAUCCCCUACUGUUGACCAGAGACCCCAAUCAGGUGCCCGAGAUUCGCCAGUACCAGCCUCAACGCAGGGAGACCCUAUAGAUGAAGAUCUGUACGAUGGAUCCACUCAAGCCGCGUCCCUCGGUUCCAGCCAUCAAGCAAACCAAGAGGAUGAUUACCGAGCCAAAGUCGAAGCUUUGCGACAGGAAUUCGGCAACAAUUGGCUGAGUGUUCUGGGAGACCAGAAUUGGCAUAAUAGCCAUCACCUGGAAGUGACUCAGGGACAAGCACUAGGGCAUCAUUCCCUACACCGUCCCGGCCAUCCAGUUAUUGUCAGCGGCGGCCGAACUCUGGGCUGAGUGUCGCAACCAGUGUCGGUCGUCUGCGUUUUCGCCCUUGCAUUUUGCGCUUUCUAGACCGGGAUGUUUUCUUUAUGAGCAACGGAGUUUUCACGACCGCAGUCUUAUACCCAUUCGUUUGUGAGGUUACUGCAAGACCAAGGAGGCAUUGCAAGGAUUUAUGGUCUGGGUAUGAUGUCUGCUUUUUAUGCGGCCCUGUUGCAAAGAUUUAUGUUUAAUGCAUAGCGACGGUGAUCUGAUUGACUUGGUUGUUUGAUCCCGCUUUGUUGCAUUGCUUGAUACAUCAGACAUGAAGCAUGAGGUAUGAAUUGAUGGGCGAGGGCGGAAGAAACUCCUUUCUUUAAUGAUAUAUUCUGGCGUACACCGGAGAAUAUAAACCCCUUCCUCUUA